Messenger RNA from Elaeis guineensis (African oil palm), 2424 nucleotides. Its product is annotated as polygalacturonase At1g48100. The record is from RefSeq and is a predicted model, not a curated record. Lineage: Eukaryota; Viridiplantae; Streptophyta; Magnoliopsida; Arecales; Arecaceae. Gene Ontology annotation, biological process: carbohydrate metabolic process. Gene Ontology annotation, molecular function: polygalacturonase activity.
CUCUCUCUCCCUCCCUCCCACACGCACGCACAUCUCAAAGCAAAAGAAAAAAAAACACAUUGGUAUCAAUCAACGUAAAGAUGAGUGGCAUUAGUCUAAAAGGCAUUGGGGUGUUCCUUCUUCUUGUCCUUGUUGUUCUCUGCUCCACUUUCGAUGUCUGUGAUGGGAGGAGAGGCAAGCAUUGGAGGCACAAGAAGGCUCCAUAUUCCUCCUUGGCAAAAAAGAAAGGGAAGGGAAAGAUAAGUGGAAGUUACCACCGUGGCCGUGGUGGCAGAGGCCAGUGGAGCCCCAAACCAAGCCCAAACAACAGCCCAGGCAAAAGAUAUCCUACACCUGCAGCCCCGAAAGCAGCGAUGUUUGAUGUGCUUGAUUUUGGAGCAAAGGGUGAUGGUGUCACCGAUGACACUAAGGCAUUCGAGGCUGCAUGGGCUGCUGCCUGUAAAGUGGAGGCUUCAACCAUGGUGGUUCCAGCAGAAUUCCGAUUCCUCGUAAGGCCAAUCUCAUUCUCAGGACCUUACUGUCAACCCAAUAUCGUAUUUCAGUUGGACGGGACGAUCAUUGCCCCCACAAGCUCCAAAGCUUGGGGCUCAGGCCUGCUGCAGUGGCUUGAAUUCACCAAGCUCAAAGGCAUAACCAUCAGCGGUUGUGGCAUUAUAGAAGGCCGAGGCAGCGUCUGGUGGACAAACUCCGAAUCCGAUGUUGACCCGAUUCAUGCUAAGCUCAGUGCAAAAAUGCCAGAGAUCAAACCGACGGCCCUGAGGUUUUAUGGGAGUUACAAUGUAACAGUCACAGGCAUAACGAUACAGAAUAGCCCACAAUGCCACCUUAAAUUUGAUUUCUGUGACGCAGUUCAGGUCUUCAACAUUACUAUUUCUUCCCCUGGUAGUAGCCUCAACACGGACGGAAUCCAUCUCCAGAACUCCAAAGAUGUUUCCAUCCAUCACACUGAUUUGGGCUGCGGCGAUGACUGCAUCUCCAUCCAAACAGGAUGCUCAAAUAUUAACAUACACAAUGUGAACUGUGGACCAGGCCACGGGAUCAGCAUAGGCGGCCUUGGGAGGGACAACACCAAAGCAUGUGUCUCAAAUAUAACAGUAAGGGAUGUCAACAUGCACAACACAAUGAAUGGCGUCCGAGUCAAGACCUGGCAGGGUGGCUCGGGCUCUGUUCAAAGCAUAAGAUUCUCAAAUAUAAAAGUCUCGGAGGUCCAAACACCUAUUGUCAUUGACCAAUUUUACUGUGACAGAAGGUCUUGCAAGAACCAGACAUCAGCAGUGGCACUGUCAAGCAUUGCAUAUGAGAACAUUAAAGGGACAUUCACAGUGCAACCAGUGCGCCUUGCAUGUAGUGACAGUUUGCCUUGUUCAGGCAUCAGUCUAACUGAGGUAGAACUCAAACCACUGCAGGAACAUUACCACAUGUACGAACCUUUCUGCUGGCAGGCCUAUGGGGAACUAUACACCCCGACCGUUCCGCCAAUUGUUUGCCUGCAAACUGGAAAACCAACAAGCAACCGGAUCCAGUCUGAUCACGAUUCGUGCUGAGAUUGCUGACAAUGCCCCAGUCAAGCGAUAUUGGUGGAUACGUACGUGUGGUCGUGAUUCUUCCGACCCCUUUGCACCAUUGAUCAGAGUACAUAUAUAUAAGUAAUACAAUGAGUGGCAUAACAGUUAUUAUGACCGUUCACAUUAAUUUCCCAUUAAAGGUGUACACUACUAUCGCUGAGCCUUAGGAUCAUAUAGGAUCAGCAUCUCUAUAGUAAUGCAUAGUGAUAAAGCUUGCUAUGAUGCAUGUCACUUUCCCAUAUCUGGGGAAUACGGACAUCACUUAUGCUAGAUAUUUAAUGGGUCAAUAUUUGGGAAGUAUAAGAGCAGCUAUGCUGUUCUCCGCUUGUACAAAAAUAAACUACAUGAGCAUCAUGGCUGUCUGAAAACAUUGGAUACACUCAGAUCUUGAUUCUUCAGAAAUAGCUUUCCAACACCAAAAGUAUUCAUGCAAAAGAAGAGAUGACAAUCUCAAACAGAAGCAGAAAGCUGUCCAAGAGACUAACUCAAGGCCUUAAAAUUAUAUAUAUAUAACUGUUGCUUCAGUAAAAAGAUGUGAUAUUGCAAAUGACCGCUGACAGAGAUUAACAGAAUAAAUGGCAUGCCCCGAUUGCCACGAUUAGGGAAGUCAAGCUCAUCUCUCAUGCAGAUGUGAUGUUAAAUAAAAGCUUCAAUGUUAAAGGAUCAAAAAAGUUAAAAUAUUGUUGUUGUAAUAUUAAUAACUUUUGCAACUAGAUAAGAUAUAUCAAAGUAUAAAUGAGUUGCCAUUAGCAAAUCCGUGAACCAUAGCCAAGCCUUACAUGUAAAAGACUGAUGGCUUUGCUCAUUUAGAGCUUUAGGUUUGUAACCCUAGAUACUGAAAGGGCUUUGUUUUUAAGAA